CUGAAGCGGAUGUUGCUGAUGUAAAUAAUCCGAACGGGUAUUCCCACCGUUUGUAUGCAUGUCAUUUUCAAGAAAAGAAACCAGUUCAGCUGCUUCCGCCAAUGUAAUUUCUUCAGCCACUCAUGUUCUUUAGUGACUACACUGAUUGAGAGUCUUUUACCUAAUGCUUGACUUGAAAGCAAAUUGUAAUAAAUGGCAACAGCUAUAGAAGAGGAUGUUUCAGCAUUAAGGAGACACAGGCACCCUCUGUUAGAGGACUUUUUGCUUCAGUACCCUGGGUGUGACGAGGAUGUUGCUCAAAGGGCAUUUCUUAUUUAUCAGGAUCUUACAGAAGUAAAAAACUGGUGGUUUACAGAGCUUGCUUACAGUGAACUCUUUGAACGGCCUUACGUUGUUGGGCAACAAAGCAGAUCGGAAGCACGUCAAGCAGUUUUGCCACUGGGCGUCGAAGAGAAAGUAUCUCUCAGUGAAAUUCAACAGUAUUUUUCUAAUAUCUAUGUUGAUGAGGAAGCCAUUACAAACAUCACAGUGGCUGUGAAUGAGCUUGACUCCACUGUUGUCUACUACAAGUUGACCUCUGGCCUUUCACCCCCUGACUCCCCUGAAACUGUGUCACAGCACAAGAAAGAAAAAGACCAGAGAAUGAGCCGGAAAAGGAAAUACUUGGCCUCCUGUGUCAGACAGUUCCAGCAGAGCACCUCAAAACCUACUUGAUGCUCGGCUAGCUCAGGACACAGCAUGCUAUAGUGAUGCUGCUACUCUAAUGAAGGAAGAGUGUCUGCCCUUGACAGGAGUUAACAACAAACCCCACAGUUAUUGCCCCUAGAGCAGAACAGUAUAUGGAAUUUAUGAUUAAAUUCAGUAGAGAAAGUCUCUAGGCAAAUAUUGGACUUGGUGAAAACAUUUAAUAUUCAGCAAGUAGUUUAUGGCGCAUUGUGCCAGUUUGUUUACCUUUUUUUUUAUGUUGUAUGAUUUUUUUUAAAAAUUGUUUACAGGAUUAUUUUGAAGGAUACUAACUAAAAUGCACUCUACACCAAUAUACCUUUUUUUAAUGGUAGAUAAUGAGCUUACAGUGUUAAAAUGUUUAAUAAGAAAAGCAAUUUUAUUAGAAUAGUAACAUAAUUUUAAAAGCCAAUACUUCUGAUUCAUGCCUAUUGUUUUAUGAUUUUUUAAUUGUAUACUCCAGUUUUCGUGAUCACAUUCUUCAUAAUUGUUGACUUGUUCUUUGAACUAAUUGAAAUAAAAUUAUAAAC
Physella acuta is the source of this 1253-nucleotide messenger RNA. Its product is annotated as tRNA-splicing endonuclease subunit Sen15-like. Lineage: Eukaryota; Metazoa; Mollusca; Gastropoda; Physidae. Gene Ontology annotation, biological process: tRNA splicing, via endonucleolytic cleavage and ligation. The record is from RefSeq and is a predicted model, not a curated record. Gene Ontology annotation, molecular function: nucleic acid binding.